This is a messenger RNA of Erinaceus europaeus (western European hedgehog), 1861 nucleotides long. It is a transcript of the gene ARPC5, whose product is annotated as actin related protein 2/3 complex subunit 5. The transcript has 4 exons. The record is from RefSeq and is a predicted model, not a curated record. Gene Ontology annotation, molecular function: actin filament binding. Lineage: Eukaryota; Metazoa; Chordata; Mammalia; Eulipotyphla; Erinaceidae. The coding region runs from base 103 to 558 and encodes 151 amino acids. Gene Ontology annotation, cellular component: actin cytoskeleton; Arp2/3 protein complex; cytoplasm. Gene Ontology annotation, biological process: cell migration; Arp2/3 complex-mediated actin nucleation; regulation of actin filament polymerization.
CAGAGCCGGCCAAGUCCGGCGACGCCCAGAGCGGAAGCGGGAAGUGUGGGUGCUGCUGUGGGGUCCUGAGGACUGAGCCUACUCACUCACCUAGGGGCCGGGAUGUCGAAGAACACGGUGUCGUCCGCCCGCUUCCGGAAGGUGGACGUGGAUGAGUACGACGAGAACAAGUUUGUGGAUGAGGAGGACGGCGGCGAUGGACAGGCGGGACCCGACGAGGGCGAGGUGGACUCUUGUCUGCGACAAGGAAACAUGACAGCUGCUCUCCAAGCUGCUUUGAAAAACCCCCCCAUCAAUACCAAGAGUCAAGCAGUAAAGGAUCGAGCAGGCAGCAUUGUCCUGAAAGUGCUCAUCUCCUUUAAAGCUAAUGAUAUUGAAAAGGCAGUUCAAUCUCUGGACAAGAAUGGUAUUGAUCUCCUAAUGAAGUAUAUUUACAAAGGUUUUGAGAGCCCCUCUGACAACAGCAGUGCUGUGUUACUGCAGUGGCAUGAAAAGGCACUUGCUGCAGGAGGAGUUGGGUCCAUUGUUCGAGUUCUGACUGCAAGGAAAACUGUGUAAUCCAGCAGGAACUGGAUAUCUGCUGUGGGGGUGGGAGUCGCUGGUACAAAGACCAAAACAACCAAAUGCCACGGCUGCCCUUUGGGUAGCAUCUGUGUCUCUCAGCUUUGCCUUCUUGCUUCCUUUUCCUAACUGUAAAGAAAAUGACAUAUCAGUUUUCAUUUGAUGAUAAUUGGAAUAAUAUGAGGAAAUGUUGUUUCAACAGGAGUGCUUCGUGCUCUCAGUACUGUCUCAGUGGUGUGUAUACCAGUCUGUAUAUAGUAUUAUAAUUUACAUUCAAGUAUAAUUGUGCAGUUUUUAACCCCUAUUGGCUGGUGUUUGAGGGGUUUGGCUUUUGUUUUUCUUUGGUUUUGAUUUUGGUUAAUAAUUAGAAAUUUGAUCAGAAUUUGAGGCCGGUUUCCUACCUAAUUACUAGCCAGGAAAUGAUCUUUCUAAAACAUGUGUUUGAGAGACUGGCAGCUAUUAACAAAGCAAAACUGGACCAUACUGCCCUUAUUUAAGCAAAAUGUAUUUCUGGAACAAGUGGUGUGGGAAAGCACUGCCAAGCUCAGCCGUUUCUGCUGCCUACAGACUGUGUGAGUUUUAAGUAUGCUUCUUCCUCUCAUCAAUCAAUAAUUGUGACCUCUCGACUUCCUUUGGUUACCCAGGGUCCAGAGCAAGGAAUCUUGCUCAAUACGUAUGUAUCUCUAAAAUAUCAGAGCCUGUUUGGAGGAACAUAAAACUUUUAUUCCGGUAACAUGACCCUAUUUGGGGAAACUCCUCCAGACCAGAAAGGGCAUGGAAACUAAGACUUGGUUCAAACUCUGGGCAGCCUCUGAAUGAAAUCCGACUCACUUUAGAAAUAAAGUGACUGCCUUAGACAUUCUGAGGCAUGUAUCUGAACAUUCAACAUGCCCUGGGAAGGUCUUCAGUAUUCUUUGGGGUAAUCAUAAUCCCAGAAGACUGUUUCUGAUCCAGACAUACACAUUCUCAAUUUUAGCUCAGUGUUUUUUUAAAAAAAAGAAAAUGCCGCACAGCCAAAAGUGUUUACUUUCUUGGACAGACCAAAUCGGUUCUUAAAAAAAAUGACCGGUGCUUAUUGAAAGGUAUUCUUCAGUAGUGGCUCCAAAACUAACCACCUGAAUGCUUAAACUAAGAGAGAAAUCAGCCUGUGUUUCCUAUUUACAUUGGGCACCAGAUUCAUAAUCACUGACAUGUGAAAACUGGUGCCGAAAUUCUAGAAACUCUUUGCUGUUUUUGAUACCUGCUUUUUUGUUUUGUAAAGACUGUAAAAUUCAGAAAAUAAACUGUCAGUGUUGAAUAA